CUGUCAGUUGUUUUUUGCGCUUAAUGCGCUGCGGUUCGUGUUUUUUCUUUAUGUCGAAUUUUGUUUAAUUAUUCAAGUGCGCAGCGCGUUUAAACGAUACGAAAUGAUCGCCCAAGUAUUUUAACCGAUAUAAAUCAAAUAAAGUUAAGCGCAAGAAGUGAAAUAUGAUUGCCAUAAAUUGGUUCGAUGUAUUGCCAGUGGCCAUAACUUUCCUAAGCAUUAUCUUUGUGCAAGUGUUGAACGUUUAUUUGCACAUACUGAACGAUAAUGGGCCAGCGAAGAAUGUCGAUAAAGUCGAUUCUAGUGAAGUGGAGUGCCUUAUAAGAAGCUCACUCAAUGGCAACACAAGUCCAAGUCCAAGUGCAACAGCAAGAGGCUCCCAAACGCCCACGCUAAGCAAUGGCAAAUUAGAAAAGCAGACGAGUCUUCUAGACUGCGAUAGCGGCAUAUCAUUGAGCUCCAUCAACACAAGUGUCACAGCAACAACAACAACAAGCACAACAGCAGCAGCAGCAGCAGCAGCUGCAACUGCAACAGCAGCAACAUAUAGCACACACAAUGGUUUCCUCACCCAUACGCUCAGUUUCGAAACCUUGGGCGAUGAGUACCAUGAGGAUGAGGAUACGCUGUCGCUUGAGAAUCUUUUUCCCUGCGAUCAAACGGAGAUCUAUGCCUCGAAGAAAAUCAGCUUCAUUAUCGAUGAGCUCAUCCAAACGGAGGUCAACUAUGUUAACAAUCUGCGCAAGGGACUCGAUAACUAUGGCAAGCUGCAGCUUGUAGAGGAUUUGCCUGAGGCUCUGCGUGGUGAGCAGCGUCAGCAGCAUCUGCUUGGCAAUAUCGAGGAGAUAUUGGAGCUACACGAGCAACAGAUACUGCCGCUUAUGCUGCGCAAUCAGCGCGAUCUCAAAGCUCUGUUCGACGAGCUGGCUACACACUUUGAGAAAAACAGCUUCUAUUGCUAUGUGAGCUUUACGAUGGGCAAAAAAGUUUCAAUGCAGUUGCGCCAAGAGAAUCGCGAAUGGCUGCAGAGCUAUCAAACAUUAAUAAAAGACAAACUGGGCAUUGAUAGUUUUCUAGUGCAGCCCAUACAAAGACUGACCAGAUAUCCAUUGCUAUUGCAGCAAUUUAUAUCGGAGUUCUAUAAGAACGGUAUUAGCUGUAAGCCAGUGCUGAGCGCUGUUUGCAAGCUGGAGACGCGGAUGCGUAGACAGCUGGAUGUGGUCAAUCAGGCGGAGGAGAUACACAGCAUAGAAGAGCUCAAUGAGUUUGAUCUGCAUCAGCAGGGACAAUUUCGUCGCUCGACAGAAUUUGAGGCUCAGCAUUUUCCCACACGCAAGAAAUAUCGCGCUAAGGUUUUUCUCUUCGAGCGCUGUCUGGUCUGCACGGAGGUGCGAAAGAAGCGUCUGGCCUAUCGCCAGCACUACAACUGGGAGCAUGUGGAACUGCAGCGUCCGCUCGAGUUGGCCACUGCGAAUGCCAACAAAAUUAUCAAUCUGCUGGUCAAGCAGCCGGAUAAGGAGCGAAGCAAGCGUGAGGAGUACUCAUUUGUUGCUAGUGAAGCAGCUGUGGUCAAGCAAUGGCUGCUGGCCACUCAUAGAAUCAUUGAGAUUGCGCGCCAUGAGCAACUGCAGCGUGAUACGUUUAGUCUGCCCAUGGAUUUGGUGCUGGGCGUUCUCCUAGCCAUUUGGCUCAUUUGGCAAUAUUUGUAGUUGCGACUGUUACGCUAGUUUAUAAGCCCAUAGAAUAAAGCUCUAAGUUAUUUCGAUCAAAAA
Molecule: messenger RNA, 1772 nt
Organism: Drosophila busckii
Lineage: Eukaryota; Metazoa; Arthropoda; Insecta; Diptera; Drosophilidae
Product: pleckstrin homology domain-containing family G member 4B
Exons: 7
Coding region: 165-1709 (514 amino acids)
Biological process (GO): axon guidance
Cellular component (GO): cytoplasm
Molecular function (GO): guanyl-nucleotide exchange factor activity
Source: RefSeq, a predicted model, not a curated record